Messenger RNA from Aureobasidium namibiae CBS 147.97, 2805 nucleotides. RefSeq lists its product as uncharacterized. Lineage: Eukaryota; Fungi; Ascomycota; Dothideomycetes; Dothideales; Saccotheciaceae. Gene Ontology annotation, molecular function: microtubule minus-end binding; gamma-tubulin binding. Gene Ontology annotation, biological process: cytoplasmic microtubule organization; mitotic cell cycle; microtubule nucleation. The transcript has 2 exons. Gene Ontology annotation, cellular component: mitotic spindle pole body; gamma-tubulin small complex; equatorial microtubule organizing center. The record is from RefSeq and is a predicted model, not a curated record. Bases 1 to 2805 code for a protein of 934 amino acids.
AUGGAAAAUCGAGGGCAGCGCGUGGAUAACGCGCUGCAACAGUUGCUCUUCCGAUUGAUACCUUGGAGGCAGGACGACGAUGAAGCACUCGAAGACCAGCGCUUCGAUGAGGCAUUGCAAGCAGCCAGACAAACACUAGAUGAACAACCAUCCUCGGCAGCAGCAGACGAUGUGCACCACGCCGCCGACCUGAUCAGACAAAAGCUGGUACACGAGAACAGCCGCCCGGACAAAGCCCUCCACUUCUCCAACCUCUAUUCGCGACUGCUGAGCCAGCCUGUGCUCGACCGUAAAUGGGCUAUUCUAUACUUUUUAUAUCGACUGUCGCGUUCGGAGCCUGAGGCACUGGAUGCUGCUCCCUCACCGACACCCCGCCCUCAACCUGCCUUGCGACAACAGAGCAGUGACGCUCCAGCCUUCAAUGAUGCCUUCUCCCGCAAUGGUCUACCCAGAGUACCCGAUCCCGACGAUCCAGAGCCUUUGCGUCUGCCACAAACAAGAGAAAGAAUGCCCUUACGCGCAUCAACACGUUCAGUAGUAGCUUCGCCAGAACCAUCGGCCUCUGCGAAUCCACAGGACGCACCGUCAGAAGCUCAAUUGCUUCGCGACUUGCCAUUUACACUACAGGGUCUCUCAUCGACCAAUCUUGCCUUCUCCGACUCCUCGCUCAAACUCCCCUCAACAUUACCCGUGCCCAUCAUCAGUUUGCUCCACACACUCGCCGAGCCUUCGCUUCUAUAUCGAAGUCUAUCAGCCUUUGUUGAGUCUUCCGAGGGUGGUCUGGUGGGCCAAAGUUUGCGCUCUGCGAUUGGCGUCGAGCUGAGAGCCUACCUUGGUUUGGUCGCGACUCUCGAAGCUCAAAUCAGAAGAGCUUUGACUCAAUUACAAGAAUCGCCUGGCAAUUUGGGUCUGGGAAAGGCUGGUGUGACGUUGAAACGAUGUGUUGUUUGGACUCGUGAGGCGACCAUGGGCUUGAGGCUCAUGAGUAUGAUGGUCGAAGAAGCAAAAGAGAAGAAGGGAGGCGAGUUGAUAUCGCUCAUCCACUCUUAUGCCUCGUCACAUGGCGACCCCUUUGUGUACACCUUCGCCGAACGACUGUUGAUCCACGUCACUCGGCCUUUCUAUACUAUGCUUCAACACUGGAUCUAUGACGGCGAGCUUGAAGAUCCCUUCCUGGAGUUCUUCGUCUACCAAAACCGCGAUGCUGAUAUGGACUCGGAUCCUCGUCGUGGUGGUGCAACAAGUGUUUGGGAGGACAAGUACCGCCUCAAAGACAGCAUGAUACCCACCAUCAUCACACAGGAUUUUGCAAAGAAAGUCUACCUGAUCGGCAAGUCACUCAACUUCAUCCGCUACGGUUGCGGUGACUCGGCAUGGGUCGAGAAUCAUAGCAAGAGCUCUAUGCGAGAGCUUCGCUAUGGCGACACAGCCACCCUUGAAUCAUCGAUCGACUCGGCAUACAAGGGCACCAUGGCUCGUCUCAUACAUCUCAUGGAAGACAAGUUCAAGUUGUUUGAGCAUCUGGCAGCACUGAAGAAGUAUCUCUUGCUAGGCCAGGGUGACUUUGUGGCCUUGCUUAUGGAGUCUCUGGCCUCGAAUUUGGACAGGCCGGCAAACAGCCAGUAUCGACACACUUUGACUGCACAGCUCGAGCACGCCAUCCGCAACAGCAACGCCCAAUACGACUCUCCCGAUGUACUUCGCCGACUAGACGCCCGUAUGCUCGAGCUCUCUCACGGCGAAAUUGGCUGGGAUGUUUUUACACUCGAAUACAGAGUUGAUUCUCCACUCGACGUUAUCGUCACCCCCUGGGCAUCAAAACAAUACCUCAAAGUCUUCAACUUCCUCUGGCGAGUCAAGCGCGUCGAAUUCGCAUUGGGCAGCACAUGGCGGCGCACAAUGACCGGCGCUCGCGGCGUCUUGGGUGCUGUCGGCGAUAAAGUGGAUGCAGACUGGAAGAACGCACGCGGCGGCAUUGCAGAGAUGAUCCAUUUUGUUUCGCAACUGCAACACUAUAUUCUCUUUGAAGUCAUUGAAGCUGGCUGGGAUGGACUGCAAAAGGCACUGCGCACACCUGAUGCUACACUCGAUGACUUGAUCUCAGCGCAUGGAGCCUACCUCCGCAGCAUCACUCGCAAAGGUCUUUUAGCCCCUUCAGGCUCUCAGGCUUCGUCCUCGACGGCGCCAGACUUUACGGCUCAGUUGCAUGAGUUGCUGAAACUUAUGCUUAGCUAUAAAGAUGCCGUGGACAGUCUAUACUCCUUCUCCGUGGCCGAAUUCACCCGCCGCCAGGAUCUAGCCGCCAAAAUCGAAACAAGGACAGCAGCAGGCACAUGGGGCGUCACUGAAAAAGACGACCACAACCGCACCUCCUCUCGCCGCCACAACGACCGCGAAGACAACGAUUCACCUAUUCCGCCUUUACUCCCCUUUUCCUCCAACACCUCUGCUGCAGAUGAAACUGCUAUCCUGACCUCUUUGCGUCAACGAUUGCAGACUCUAGCUACGGAUUUUAGAGCCAGAGUUAAUAUUCUGCUCGGUGAUCUUGCGUAUCAGCCGGAUGUGGAUAUGAGGUUUUUGGGCGUGGUUAUGAAUUUCAACGAUGUUUAUGCGCCUGUGAGGAAGGGUCAUGGACAUCAUGGUCAUGGUGGUGCGGCGAAGAGGAGACAGCAGCAGCAGCAGCAGCAGGAGAGGGAGAAGGAGGGAGGUGAGAGGGAGAAGGGCAAGGGCAAAGAAAGGGAGAGGGUCAAGAGAACCAGAGACGAGGUCGAGGCUAAUGGCGGAGCAACAUCCAAGGAAGGCUGA